Messenger RNA from Lytechinus variegatus (green sea urchin), 2480 nucleotides. Its product is annotated as epsilon-sarcoglycan-like. Lineage: Eukaryota; Metazoa; Echinodermata; Echinoidea; Temnopleuroida; Toxopneustidae. The record is from RefSeq and is a predicted model, not a curated record. The coding region runs from base 67 to 1431 and encodes 454 amino acids. Gene Ontology annotation, molecular function: calcium ion binding. Gene Ontology annotation, cellular component: sarcoglycan complex; membrane. The transcript is spliced from 12 exons.
AAAAGUAAAUAAGCAGUUGCAGGUGAAUAAAACAGUUGAUGGGUCAAAAUUGACAGAAAUUUUAAAAUGGAGGUGAAAACGAGCUUGUUUUGCAUCGGAAUCUUCUUGAGCAUCCUUCACCCUCAUUCUGUUCAAGCACUCACUGUCUUCCCAGGAGUCAACUUUCAACAUCCUAUCCUAAGGACAGACUACUUUGAUGAGUAUUCACUUGAUUCUGAUGAUACAAUAAUCUUUCGACCAUCCCUGGUUACUAAGCCUAGUCUACCGAGUUGGAUAAAGUUUAUCCAACCUGCUGAGAGCUCAGAUGGAUACCUGUAUGGAACACCCCAAGGCUCCAACAUUGGACAAUUCAAUCUUGAGAUCAUAGGUCUUAACUCCAGAACUUACGAGAGUGCUAGAAAGGUUGUUCAGAUGACCGUAGAAGAGGACACAGAAACCACUUCUAUAAAGUACCUGGCAGAUUUCUUCGUCACCAACCUGAACCUAGCAGACAUUCUCGACACCCAGCUCCAAGAUGACUUCAGGUCAGCGGUCGAUGCAAUCAUGGGUCAAAGGUCAGAGGUCAUCAUCCACUCACUUACCUCUGCACAGGACCUGGGACUUCGGGUGCCCCUCAAUCCUCAGCCCGACCAGAAAUACGGGGUAAGAGUGACCAUUGGAGCACAAGAAGAAUCAGAAACCCUAGCCAAUGUGAUAUCAAAUUCUGUCGGUCCCUGCCAGCAAGAUACCGCAUACACCCCUCCAGAGGUCGAUGGUUUCUUCCAGCCUGCAUUCAUCAUUGACUGGUGCAGUGUUUCCAUGACCGCAGUACCUCCAUCACAACCCCAGAAUGAAUCAACUCCCGUUUUCUUGGGAGGGAUGUACGAUCCCCCUGCCAUGCAAACUGAAGAUAGCGAUCGUUUUCUAGAGUUCCUAUUACUGGUGGUUGUCCCGUGUGCCAUCAUGUUCUGUUCUAUGCUUGUCUUGGGCUACCUCAUGUGCUGCGGGCGGAGCAGACGGAAGGAACUGGCCAGCACAUCUGAGCUGCAGCUGACCCAUCACAGGACCCUCCGUCAGGCCUGUCGCGACCUCCGUACGAUGUCCAACCGACGCGACGGUACCGCUUCCGUGGCAACACUCACUCCGAUAGGCACUCCAACGGUCGGAAGUCAAAGAUCACACUCCCGCUCAAGGGGAUAUGAUGAGUACCCGUGGGCUAGCAGUACCCCUCAAGUGAACCAUCGAGGUAUGGCUACCCCACCCCCAUACCGGACACCACCCCACCCUCAUAAACAUCGGGAGACAAGCUUCAGUAACCAAGCAUCAGACAAGAGACGAUUAUCCGAACCAUCGAAUGCUAGAGGUGGAGAGUUACCCUCUAUGCGCCCUGUGCCACCGUUCAUGGGAAGCACCACAUCAGAUCGAGGAGCACCACGCCCAAGACAUGUCUGAAAGGGUCCCGUCUAUCGCACUGUCACAGCAUGCUCAUUUAUCAGGUUGUUCACAUUGGUGUGAAUGAUAGUUGAUACUCAUAAAUCUGAUGUUCGGAUCACUUUUAUUUAUUAGAUGGUGGACAUAUCACACGGCUAAUCUUAUGCACAUCAAUUGAUGUUAUGUAGUUGUCUUUGUAGUUGUUUAUAGAAGAGGCAAAAUAGACAUGAUUAUAGUAUUAUUAGGCUUGUAAGGUUAUAGAGGCAACACAUUUUUUAGAAGUGUGCUUCAGUCAUCUCAGAAAGCCGAAGUAUCAAAUUUGAGUUUUUGUGCAUAUGCCUUUCAUUGAUUACAACAUUUAUUUUAGAUAUUGGACAUUUUCAAGGAAAUAAUUAGAUGAUAUAUCAAUGCUCUGUCCUUCCCACAAGAUUAUCAGUGGUCAAUUUAUGAUCAUUUGAUUGUGUGUCGACCCAAUAAUAAUAAUAAUGAUAAUAAUAAGCCACAAGAUCCUCAAAUUCUGGCUUUCUACAUGUUUCAAUUCCCAAUAACUCAUGGGGAAGGUUUUGAUCCUGCUGGACCUACCCUGUGGAACUCACUUCCACAGGUUUUCAAAAAUGUCCUUUCAGAGCAACCUGGGGCCGAUUGCACGAAAGGGUCUUUCCAAGGACCGUCUUUCGUGUCGCCCAUCUUUUAUGAAAAGCUGUAUGGGGGAUAUUUCUGAAAUGUAUGAUAAGCAAAUGAAAUUCUUUAGCCAGCAUUUAAAUCAAUUUGUAUACGAUUUAAUGAUAUAUCACAUCAUUUUAUAAACAAAGAUUUUGUUAACUUUAACGGAUGAAUAAAAUGUGUUUGCAGGUAAUUUAUUUAAAAUGCGUUUCACAUGGCGCAUCAUAAUAAAUGGGCGACACGAAAGACAGUUCUUGCAAAGACCCUUUCGUGCAAUCGGCCCCUGAAGACUUUGGGGUUUUUCAACAUGCAUUUGAAUGACAUUUUCCUCUCUCUCCUCCUCCUUUUCUUCUUUUCUCUCUUUGUCUUUAGAUGACUCUUUAAAGUGUAAAUGGCCCUAUAGAAAU